Molecule: messenger RNA, 1089 nt
Organism: Teleopsis dalmanni
Lineage: Eukaryota; Metazoa; Arthropoda; Insecta; Diptera; Diopsidae
Product: zinc finger MYM-type protein 1-like
Exons: 2
Coding region: 1-1089 (362 amino acids)
Source: RefSeq, a predicted model, not a curated record
AUGGAGUGUGGUUGUGCUAUUGAAAAUCUUUUAAAAAAAAACUUUUCUCUAUUGAGUUUUCAAGAAAAAUUGGAAUUGGUGCAAGUUGGAAGACCAACACCAAAACUUCCCAAUAUGACUUGCGUGAGUAAAUGCCGAGGCAGAUCCUUCAGUAGACAUUUUCAGUCAUCCAAUUAUGAUGAGAAAUCUUGGUUAUGUGGCUGUUCUUUAAUAAAUAAAUUGUUUUGCUGGCCAUGCCUUUUAUUUACUACAUCUAAAGAAAGAGGUGUUUGGACUUCUGGAUAUAGUGACUUAAAUCACUUGGCUACUGCUAUGAAUAAACAUCAACUGACACAAGCACAUAUUAAUAGUGUUGUUUCCUUAAAAACGUUUGGAAACACAAGAAUUGAGUUUUCCCUAGACGAACAACAAAAAAUAGCAACAACUCGACACAAUCAACAGGUUUCAGAAAACCGUAAAAUUUUAGAACGCCUAAUAGAUUGUGUUUGCUUUUUAGGGACUCAAGAACUUGCUUUUAGGGGUAAUGAUGAGUCCCAGAGUUCGAAUAAUAAAGGAAACUAUAAGGAGCUGCUAAACUUACUAGCUAAAUAUGAUAAUAAAUUAGAACGUCAUUUAACUACUGCUACUACGUUUACAGGAACAUCAAGCUCUAUUCAAAAUGAAUUAAUAAACGCUGUGGCUUCUGUCAUAUCUGAUUGUAUAGAGGAAGAAAUUAACAAAUCAUCAUUCAUUUCAGUCAUGUUAGAUGAAACUACAGACAUUGGAAAAAAAUCACAACUUUCUCUUGUUUUUCGAUAUGUUGAUGGCAAUGGCUUACCAAGAGAGAGAUUUUAUAAAUUUUGGGACUUAAGUGCAGAUCGUUCAGCGGCUGCUAUAUCAAAUAAAAUAAUUAAUAUUAUUAAAAUGAAAAAUUGGGGUGACAAACUUGUUGCGCAAACCUAUGAUGGUGCUGCAGUUAUGGCAAGUGAUUUGAAUGGCACUCAAGCUAAAGUCAGAGAAAACUUCCCACAAGCUGCGUUCAUUCAUUGCAACGCACAUGUGUUAAAUUUAGUAUUGUCACAAAGUCCGCCACUACCGACACUAAGCUAA